UCGCACACAGAGAAUCUUUGUGCCUCUCCCCUUUGUACCUGAGGAAAGAUUGUUCGUAGUUUGCCAAGUGUCACCAGGCAAUGGGCACCUUCCCUCUUCCUCUUGGUUUGCUACAGCACUAGACUUCCUCUUCGUGUUCCAUGACAUCUUUCUCUGUUCAACUCCUGAAGAGAUUUCCCUCUCAUUUCUCUGGCAGGUAACUUCGGAACAAGUUCUGCGAAGAACGCCUUGUGAGAGCUUUGCCUGAGGAGUGCUGUAAGUUCAAAGUGACUUCAAGAUACACAGCAAUGACAACAAGAAAAAUAAGUACUAGAAAAAUAUUUUUGAGGCUGCAUACCUGUGCUGUUAAGGGGGGAAAUAAGAUUUUGCUGUAAAAAGAGAGGCUUGGGAAACCAAGCAGAAGGCUACAGCAAUACAAAAACCGCUGUUCAGGAGGUUAUAUGUGUGAACCCCUGGCAUCAUAUUUGAAUUCUAAAUGUAAAAGAAUGGCAAGCACUCUACCUUCCUAUCCUAGAUCAGACACAUGGGAGAAGUUACAUCAGUGUAUGGAGUGUGGAAAACAAUUUGAUUGCGAACGUAAUCUUACUGUACAUGAACGGACCCACACAGGGGAGAAGCCAUAUCAAUGCAUGGAAUGUGGAAAAUGCUUCAGUCAGAGUGGCCAUCUACGGUCCCAUCAAAGGAAGCACACAGGGGAGAAGCCAUAUAAAUGCAUGGAAUGUGGAGAAAGCUUCAGUCGUGGAGAUGGUCUGCAUUCCCAUCAAAGAAAGCACACAGGGGAGAAGCCAUAUAAAUGUAUGGAAUGUGGAAAGAGCUUCAGUCAUGGAGAUAGUCUGCGUUCCCAUCAAAGGAAGCACACAGGGGAGAAGCCAUAUGAAUGUAUGGAAUGUGGAGAAAGCUUCAGUGAGAGUGGCACUCUACGUUCCCAUCAAAGGAUCCACACAAGGGAGAAGCCAUAUGAAUGUAUGGAAUGUGGAAAAUGCUUCAGUCAGAGUGGCCAUCUACGUUCCCAUCAAAGGAUCCACACAAGGGAGAAGCCAUAUAAAUGCAUGGAAUGUGGAAAGAGCUUCAGUCGGAGUGACACUCUAUGUUCCCAUCAAAGGACGCACACAGGGGAGAAGCCAUAUCAAUGCAUGGAAUGUGGAAAAUGCUUCAGUCAGAGUAGCCACCUACGUUCCCAUCAAAGGAGCCACACAGGGGAAAAGGCACAUAUAUGCAUGGAAUGUGGAAAGAGAUUCAGUGAGAGUGGCCAUCUACGUUCCCAUCAAAGAACGCACACAGGGGAAAAGCCAUAUAAAUGUAUGGAAUGUGGAGAAAGCUUCAGUAAGAGCGGCAAUCUACGUUCCCAUCAAAGGACGCACACAGGGGUGAAGCCACAUAAAUGCAUGGAAUGUGGAGAAAGCUUCAGUCUGAGUGGCAAUCUACGGUCCCAUCAAAGGAUCCACACAGGGGAGAAGCCGCAUCAAUGUAUGGAAUGUGGAAAGAGCUUCAGUCAGAGUGGCAAUCUACGUUCCCACCAAAUGACUCACAUACUACAGAAGCCAUAGAAGUGCAUAGAAUGUGGAGAAAGUUUCAGUCAGAGUAACUAUCUAGAUUCCUUCCAAAUCUCUCUACAUUGCUUUCAAAGGAGCCACAUCGUAGAGAAGCCACAUAAAUGCACGGAAUGUGGGAAUAGCUUUAGAGGAUGUUCAGCAUACAAUAAACAUCACGGAACUCAUGCGCCGCUAGAGGAAACCUGCCUUUCAGUUUCUGAGCUCUCUUUCAAAAAAUAUUGGAAUGAAAGGGGAAGGCCGGCACCUGGCUCUCUCUCUCUCUCUCUCUCUCUACCAUGGACUAGUUUGUGUGGCCUUGGUCGACGGCUACUGGGAGCAGGUCUCACUCAGAAGGGGAUUUUUCUCCGUAUUGCAGCAAGCUCCGAAGGGGUUCCCCUAGCCUCCUCCAUAAGAAACCCGUCACAGGCUUCUAGGGUGAUCUGUGGAGGUUUGCUGAAAGGAGCAGCAGCUGAGGUCUCUGGAGAAAAGGGUUCUGAGAAAGAAGAGCUCUUUGGUAGCAGUCAAUGUCGUCUCUUCAUACCCUGGUCUCACGUCUUGGCUCUGUUGCCCCUCGGUUAGAAUUUUGGCCUCUAGCCAUGUACCUGUCACCCUUUUCUGGACUUUGUUGUAUCCUGAAUAGUUGAUUAUACAUUCUGGACUGACUUCUGGUUGAGAAUUCACAACAUGUUGUGAAUGAGAACUUAUUGCUUAAUGUUUAUUAUAGAUGUUUUUCUUGAUUGAAUCAUUGAUGUUUAUAUAGAU
Molecule: messenger RNA, 2294 nt
Organism: Anolis sagrei ordinatus
Lineage: Eukaryota; Metazoa; Chordata; Lepidosauria; Squamata; Anolidae
Source: RefSeq, a predicted model, not a curated record